GGUUCUUAAGACAAAGAGCAUCUCGUAGGCCCACAAAAAGGAUCGCUGAUGUCUUUCAGAAACAACUUCUCCUCUUUCAUCAACGCACGCCCUUUAGUUCAUACAUACUAGACUUAUCCCUGCGAACGCGAGUCAAAAGCGCCAGUCAGACAAUACACUGAGUUGGGUGGUUGCCAUGGAUCAUAUCGACUCCACCAUUGGCCCUCAUCCAAAGAAAGGCCGCUCAAAAAAUGGAUGCUAUACGUGCCGCAUCAAGAAGGUGAAGUGUGAUGAGGCGCGGCCGAGAUGCAAGCGCUGUAUACGUCUAAGACGGCUCUGUGAUUAUGGCGAUUAUGAGCCAAAGAUCAAACACAACGACCUAUUAGCUAUAUCUCGAGGAUAUAUGCUAGCUGUGGAAAAUUCGAAAGCAUUACCAACUUGGGCACAACGCGCAGCACUGACCAGAGCUCUUGCUCUUCCAACUCAGCUUCCAGAGUUCCCCAGCAGUGCGAGUUCGCUAAAUCUCACUUCGGCCGAUCAUGAGGCGAUACGGUAUUUCCGUACCACCUUUGCUAGGAUUCACCACACCAAGAAUCCGGAUUACUCACUUUUUUCUAUCAUAUUUACCCUGGCGCAAGAUGAACCAAUGGUUAUGCAUGCGUUAUUAGCCAUCGGUGGUCAUGAAAUUGAGUUCCGGCGAAACAGCACUUCAGACGGAGAAGCUGAUUACAAUUCUCAACUUGUACAACGGGAUCAAAAUAAGUGGACUCCCGUUCAACAUUACUCGGCUGCUCUAGGCCUCUUAGCCGAUGUCAUCGGAACGGCAGACGAUGGUCGGCAGUUGGAGUUGGACCCCAUCUGUGCGGUGCUAUACUUGAUGCUUGUCUAUGAGCAGAAAUAUGGAGACGGAACGUGUUCUGGAUUAUCGAAUCACCUCGCUGGGGCAGCUUUGAUUGUAAAGCAUCGUUGCAGCAGCCUUUCAGAUCAAAUAUCCACACGAGGUUGGCAAGGAACGCCAGUGUUGAGCAGAAUGCAGCCUCGGGAUGAUUCCCAGCAACCUGGACUGUCACUCUUUGUAAUCCGGCUGCUCGUCUGGAUUUCUCUCUGUGAUUCGACAGCCGCAACUUUUGGGCUCGGUGGUCAGUGCAAUAGCGAAUUGAAAAAUAUCAUGGCGCCAGACGAUUCAUCAUCGAUUGCCGGAUUUGACGCGCUUCAUAGGUAUUCAAACUCGCUAUACCGCUCAAUGUGGGGUGAUGCCUAUCCACAAGUUGAGUUGCUGGAUGACGUGGAGAAUCGAGACAUAUUCGCGUUUCUCUGUGCAUCCAUGCAGCUUCGUGGCAUCGUGGCUCAACUGUCUAAUCUUGAUGUGAACGACCUCAGACAGCGUCUACCAGCGGUCGAGUCCGCUUUUCGACAAAUUGAUCUUCGAUAUGGGGAGCUACUUGAAGUGGCAUCAGAUAUUUCCCUAUCUACAGACAACUCACAUCGCUUGGUAGCCAACAUUCGUGCCUUUGUUCCUAUAUAUCAUGCUGUAAAACUCGAGCUCCUGCGGAUUACUAGGAGAAAUGGCUUGACCACCAAGAUGAAAAUCGUGCCUGAAGCUCAUAUAACCGCCAUAAUUGAUUUGGCUGUUCAAGCUGAUAAACACCAAGGGGUCGAAGGCACUAUUAGGGUAGCAUGGCCUCUUUUCGUUGUUGCUCUUGAGACAAGCAACGUGGUUCAUCAGCGUUGGGUCCUUAGUCGGUUUAAGGCAAUGAGCAGCUACAGUAAGAAUCUAGAGCGUGCUCAUCGCUUUCUUACAGAAGCCCUUAGACGACAAUGUGAGAACAUUGAAGUUUACAAAGACUUCAGGCUCGAAAAUGGCGAAGUGUUUGUUAUUUGAAGCCGGUUUAAGACAAUGCGAUAACCUCGGUUAUUACGGGUGACCGGAGAAGGUGGGAUCAUGGUGGGCAAUACACAUAUAUAUGUUCUUUAGCAGAGUGACGUAUGAUCAAUAUUAUGAUAGCAAGCGAACUGUUUUACAUUCUUUAUUGGAUUGGGGGUAUGGAUUGCAGGCAUAUGCGUUGGCGCUUUACAACAUGAUUUUAAGUCGUAAGCAUGAUAGCAUGAAUUAGUGUAUAUGUAUGCAUGCG
Molecule: messenger RNA, 2111 nt
Organism: Trichoderma harzianum CBS 226.95
Lineage: Eukaryota; Fungi; Ascomycota; Sordariomycetes; Hypocreales; Hypocreaceae
Exons: 1
Coding region: 176-1861 (561 amino acids)
Biological process (GO): positive regulation of transcription by RNA polymerase II
Cellular component (GO): nucleus
Molecular function (GO): DNA-binding transcription factor activity, RNA polymerase II-specific; transcription cis-regulatory region binding; zinc ion binding
Source: RefSeq, a predicted model, not a curated record